Molecule: messenger RNA, 1887 nt
Organism: Cavenderia fasciculata
Lineage: Eukaryota; Evosea; Eumycetozoa; Acytosteliales; Cavenderiaceae
Gene: fut9
Product: glycosyltransferase
Exons: 3
Coding region: 1-1887 (628 amino acids)
Cellular component (GO): membrane
Molecular function (GO): alpha-(1->3)-fucosyltransferase activity
Source: RefSeq, a predicted model, not a curated record
AUGAUAAGAUAUCAUGUACAAAUUAUAAUAUAUCUUUGUAUAACCAUUCUAUUGAUGAAUGAUGGUAAUGUACAUCGACGCGAUACAAGAGUUGAAUCGAUCGAUGUAUUGUUGUGGUGUGGAUUCUCUUGGACUGGUUUUGGAAAUGAACAUUUUAAAAUACCAAAUUAUCUAGGUCAAUCAUUUAACAAGACUCAAUGUCCUGUUGAAUGUAAAUGGAUUGGAGACAAGAAUAAAAUAGAUCAAGUUGAUGCAGUUGUAUUUGAAGCACAACCAUUGGGUAAUUUUGGAUACGCCUAUUUAAAAGAGACACCACCAUUUCCACAAAAAGAUGUUGGUCAAAAGUUUAUAAACUUUGGUUUUGAACACGAAGACUAUUUCCCCAUCCAGACUGAACCGGGAUACUUGGCACAUAUCGAUGCCAAUGCAACCUUUCGUCAGUUUAAUCAGAUCCCAUUGACAUUUACGUGUUCGUGGGGUAUGUACGAGAAUGGGUCGAUUGACAAUUUCAAAGAUGCCUAUGUACGUCCGUACAAUGAAAAGUUGCGUGUCGUGGCAUUCAUGGCUACCAAUUGUAUGGGUGGUGGUGCCAUCUAUCGUACCAACUAUAUCAAAGACAUGAUGACAACCAUACAAGUAGAUGCAAUGGGAGAAUGCAUACAAAACAAAAAGUUGUCGCCCGAAGAAUUCCCCAAACCUGUCUUUGCCGAUCUCGGACUCUCCAUGAAGAUCAAGAGAGAGGUAUUCUCACGGUACCUCUUUUCAUUGGCAUUUGAAAAUAACAACAAGACUGACUAUGUAUCUGAAAAGGUCUAUACAUGUCUACUUAGUGGAUCGCUGCCAAUCUAUAUGGGUGCUCCCAACAUUGACGACUUUGUACCACGUAAUAGUGUCAUUAAAACAAAUGAUUUCGAAUCACCUCAACAUCUUGUAAAAUAUUUAAAAUAUUUAAUGACAAAUGAAACUGCUUAUAAUGAAUAUUUUGAAUGGAAAAAAGAAGUAUAUCCAGAAAUGUUUAAACAAAAAUAUUCAAGAUGUGCAUUUUAUGCAGGUGAUUGUGAUAUUUGUAAAUAUGUUCAUAAAUUGAUUGAACAAGACAAGGUAAAGAAUGGAGACCAUAAUGCGACUUUGCAACAUAGAAUUGAUUUUGGUGAACCAAAGGAGGUUAAAAAGUUUACACGUGUUGGUAAACUCAAAGCACAGAGUUGUUUGAUUGUCAAGCAGACGAGUGAUUUGGUGCCAGAGAUUAACGACGAGUUUACAUUUGCAGCGUGGAUUCAUCCAGAGGCGUCACAGUCACGUACUCUAUUUGCCAUGGGCGAUGCUAAUAGUGCCGGUGGCAAGAUGAUCAAUAUCAGCAUCGUCCAGGUAUGGCGGAGAUUCUACGUGCAGUAUUGUCUAGUGUCCAACGAGGGUGGCGGAGACUACACCAACGGGUUUGGCGAAUUGGACGAGGUGUGUAUCACUGGCGAGCGAUCCAUUACACACGGCGAUUGGAAACACAUUGCAGUCACCAUCACAAGAGAGGAUGUCGACGGACACGAUAUCCAACGCUCCAGUAUCUAUGUCAAUGGCCUACUCGACGUUACCGAGCGUAUGCCUGCACACACCACACUCAAAGCCAGCAAUGUCAUGAUUGGCUGUAAAAACAAUUUCGAAGGUUUGAUAGAUGACAUUGUCAUUCGUCGCUACGCCAUGUCUCAACAAGAAAUCUACCAACUCAUGUUUGAAAAGCUUCGUGGUGAUGAACCCGGUCUCACCACCUACAUCACUUUCUCGGACAAUGCCGCCGUCUCUGACUACUCCAAAUAUAAAUCACCUAUUCAAAAUACCGCCGUUGAAAUUAUUGAUACUCCACUUCGUAAACUUGAUUUAAAUAAUUGUUAA